This is a messenger RNA of Suncus etruscus (white-toothed pygmy shrew), 714 nucleotides long. It is a transcript of the gene VSX1, whose product is annotated as visual system homeobox 1. The transcript has 5 exons. Gene Ontology annotation, cellular component: nucleus. Gene Ontology annotation, molecular function: DNA-binding transcription factor activity, RNA polymerase II-specific; sequence-specific double-stranded DNA binding. Lineage: Eukaryota; Metazoa; Chordata; Mammalia; Eulipotyphla; Soricidae. Gene Ontology annotation, biological process: regulation of transcription by RNA polymerase II. The record is from RefSeq and is a predicted model, not a curated record. The coding region runs from base 1 to 714 and encodes 237 amino acids.
AUGAGCGGCCGGGCCGGGCCCCCCUCGGCCCCCGGGCGCCCCCGCGGCUUCGCCAUCACCGACCUGCUGGGCCUGGCGCCCCCGGCCUCGCCCGCCGCGCCCCGCGCCCCGACGCCGGAUGAGGAGAGCCCAGCUGAAGACAGGAGUGACCUGAAAUCACGCCCCACUCUAGGCAAGAGGAAGAAACGGCGGCAUAGGACUGUUUUCACAGCCCAACAGUUGGAUGAGCUGGAGAAGGCAUUCAGUGAGGCCCAUUACCCUGACGUGUAUGCCCGAGAAACGUUGGCUGCGAAGACAGAGCUUCCUGAAGAUCGAAUCCAGGUCUGGUUUCAGAACCGACGGGCUAAGUGGCGCCAGCGGGAGAGGCGCUGGGGCGGCAGCACCCUGAUGGCCAAGUACGGGCUCUAUGGAGCUAUGGUGAGACACUGCAUCCCACUGCCGGACUCUGUGUUCGACUCCAUGAAGAGCGGCCUGCUUGACUCCUGUGCCCCGUGGCUCCUGGGUAUGCAUAAAAAGUCCACAACCUUGAUAAGGACACCAAGCGAAGAAAAGUUGGCAAGACUUUGGGGAACUGACCACUUCAAGGAGAGAUCUAGCCCAAAUCAGGUAGAACCCCAGAGAGGAUCUGGUGAAGCCAGCACUGGGAAAGGCUUAGAAGAUGUGGCCAUUGAUCUCUCCAGUUCUGCCCAUCAAGAGAGCAAGAAUAAGCAGUAG